AUGAAGCAAUUCCUUAAAGCCAUGCUCACGGAAAAUGAAGCAGUCGACAAGUUCUUCCAAGACAUGACGAAAUUUGGAGGUGCAAUGUAUUUCCUUGGCACCCAUUAUACAGUGAACAAGACACUUUUAAAUAACCUUGAUGCAUAUGCAUCUAAAGGGCUCGAAACAUUCUGUCCAGAGAUGACAGAAUUCAAAGCAAAUCCGACUGUAAAAGGCAUGCGAACCCCACUGACGAAGACAUGUACGACAAGUGCCGCAGUAACACAUCAUGGUGUAAAAAGGAAUUUUGCAGCAUUGCUCGAAUCUGACGACGAGGAAGAGGAACAACAAACACCACCAGCUGCACCUGCACCGGAAAAGCCGAAAGGAAAAAGCAUAAGAAAAAUAAGAAAAUCAUUAAAAGAAAAUUUUCUAAGUUGGUUGCAAAGUUAA
Paramuricea clavata is the source of this 432-nucleotide messenger RNA. The record is from the annotation of a GenBank genome assembly. Lineage: Eukaryota; Metazoa; Cnidaria; Anthozoa; Malacalcyonacea; Plexauridae.